Molecule: messenger RNA, 5054 nt
Organism: Entelurus aequoreus (snake pipefish)
Lineage: Eukaryota; Metazoa; Chordata; Actinopteri; Syngnathiformes; Syngnathidae
Product: sulfate transporter-like
Exons: 5
Coding region: 105-2291 (728 amino acids)
Biological process (GO): transmembrane transport
Cellular component (GO): membrane
Molecular function (GO): chloride transmembrane transporter activity; oxalate transmembrane transporter activity; bicarbonate transmembrane transporter activity
Source: RefSeq, a predicted model, not a curated record
CCGCGGUGUCUCCGGUGAGGAAGUGGAGCAGAAUGAAAGUAAAUAAGUUCUCCCUCCGCUUGUGAAGUGUCGCCAGCGAGUCGAGCUCAGAGCGGAGCCGGACGAUGCAUCAUGGAGACGCGUCAGAGGACAAGGCCGAGGGCGAGCAGCACCGGCCGCUCAUGCUGGAAAGAGUGGAGGGUGGAACAUCUCCCGGCUGUUGGACUGCGGCGUCACGGCGGCUGAAGAAGCACUGCUCGUGCUCGCCACAGAAGGUCAAGGCCAAGAUCCUGGACUUCCUUCCCAUCCUAAAAUGGCUGCCACACUACCAGCUGAAAGACUGGAUCCUGGGCGACGUCAUGUCCGGACUCAUUGUGGGAGUCCUGUUGGUCCCCCAGUCCAUCGCCUACUCCUUGCUGGCUGGUCAGGACCCCAUCUAUGGGCUCUACACCUCCUUCUUCUCCUCCAUCAUCUACACGCUCCUCGGCACCUCCAGGCACAUCUCUGUGGGCAUUUUUGGGGUUCUGUGCCUGCUGGUGGGCCAGGUGGUGGACAGGGAGCUGGCGUUGGCAGGUUACCUUGCAGAGGACAUCAGCACCAACAACAGCGCCGCCCUCCUGGCGGCGCCUGGGAACGGCAGCGCCAUGUCGCAGUGUGACCGGAGCUGCUACGCCAUCGCCGUGGGGGCGACGGUCACGUUCACCGCGGGGAUUUACCAGGUGCUGAUGGCUGUUUUCCAGGUGGGCUUCAUCUCGGUCUACCUGUCCAACCCCCUCCUCAGCGGCUUCGCCACCGGAGCCUCCCUGACCAUCCUCACCUCCCAGGUCAAGUACCUCCUGGGCCUGAAGCUCCGCAGGCCCCAGGGCUGGUUCACGCUGAUCAAGACCUGGUUGGGUCUGCUGGCCAACGUGGGCCAGACCAACCUGUGUGACCUGCUGACCAGCCUGGUGUGUCUGCUGCUGCUGGUGCCCACCAAGGAGCUCAACUACCGCUUCAAGGCCAAGUUGAAGGCUCCAAUCCCCUUUGAGCUCUUUGUGGUCAUAAUCGCCACACUGGCGUCUCAUUUCGGCCGUUUCCACGUGGACUACGGCUCAGAGGUGGCCGGGGAGAUCCCCACGGGCUUCCUGCCGCCGCAGAUGCCGACGUGGUCCCUCAUCCCCAACGUGGCGGUGGACGCCUUCUCCAUGGCGCUGGUGGGCUUCGCCAUCACGGUGUCGCUGUCGGAGAUGUUCGCCAAGAAGCACGGCUACCAAGUGGACGCCAACCAGGAGUUGUACGCCAUCGGCUUCUGCAACGUCCUGCCGUCGUUCUUCAGCUGCUUCACCACCAGCGCCGCCCUGACCAAAACGCUGGUCAAGGAGUCGACGGGCUGCCAGACUCAGGUGUCCGGGCUGGUCAGCGCCGUGGUCCUGCUGCUGGUGCUGCUGGUCAUCGCGCCGCUCUUCUAUUCCCUCCAGAAGUGCGUGCUCGCCGUCAUCAUCGUGGUCAACCUCCGCGGCGCUCUGCGGAAGUUCGCCGAGGUGCCCGGCAUGUGGCGCGCCAACCGGGUGGACGCCUCCAUCUGGUUGAUCACCAUGGCGACCUCGGCGCUGGUCAACACGGAGCUGGGUCUCCUGGUGGGGGUACUGGUGUCCGCCUUCAGCGUGCUGGUGCGAACCCAGCGCGCGCAGGUGCUGGAGCUGGGCCGCGCCCCCGGCAGGGACCACUACGAGGUCCUGGCCUCGUACCAAGGCCUGCACACCCACCCGGGAGUGGCCGUGGUCAGAUACCCCGCCCCCGUUUACUACGCCAACCAGACUCUGUUCAGGAAGUCUUUGUACCGCCGCGUGGGGCUGGACCCCGUGGAGGAGAAGACUCGCCGCGUCAAGUUUGAGAAGAAGUCCAAAGACAAGGAAGGAGUCCAGGACGCUUUGCGCUCGGAAGACGGCGAGAGUGCCGCCAGUGUCACUUUGAGGCUGGACAAGAAAUCUCAGUGCGCUUUACGCGGAUUAGUGCUGGACUGCAGCGCCAUCUUGUUCCUCGACGGCGUCGGUGUCAACGCCCUGAAGGAAGUACGCCAGGAUUACGCCGAGCUCGGGGUCACGGUGGUCCUGGCUCAGUGCAACACCGCCGUCCUGGACGCUCUUCAGCGAGGGGGAUACAUCCCGGAGAGGGACGACGGGGUGGUUUUUUUCACCAUCGCAGACGCCGUCCAUCACGUGCAGCACGCGUCCACGCCAAAUGUGCAGCACGCCUCCACGCCAAAUGUGCAGCACGCGUCCACGCCAAAUGUGCAGCACGCGUCCACGCCAAAUGGCGACGCCGGACACUGAGGUCGACUGAUGAUGUGUUUACAAAUGCAGAAGCAGUUACUGAAAGUGGCAAAUUAUUCACCAACUUUAUUCUUUUACAAUCACAAAUAAGUCCUGGUUCAAAGUCAAGAAUACUUUUUUUUAAAUUCUACAUAUGCAGUAACUAUUUUUGCAAUACUUUUUAUACGCACCUUUUGUAUGGGAGAGUUUUCCAAAAAACUGGAACGAUGUCAUUUCCGUGGAAAAUUUGCAGAAAUGCUGAAGAGCCAAAGUGGAAUAUAAAUGCUAACAGUCAAGUAACAAACAUGAGAAAAAAGAGGCUAGCAUGCUAGUGUUAGCAUGCUAGCUUCUUUUGCCAUUGUGCCGGGCCCAAAUGUACAUUGGUAAACCUCACACUCUGACAACCUUAAGAGCAGCGCAAGUUACCGAGUUGCUAGCUCAGGCUUUUAGCUCGGUACCUAGCACGCUCCUCUUUCACGCCGGACGACCCAGGUUUAGUCCCGGGCGGAACAUAAAAGCAGGGUGCCGUGACCCGGACCAGAGUGAGGUUUUAGGGGGUGAGUUUAACGAAUGCCAAAUGUACGUUGGUAAACAUCACUCCCUUAAGAGCAGUGCAAGUUAUCGGGUUGCUAGCCCAGGCUUUUAGCUUAAUAGAUAGCACGCUCAUUUCUGAUGCCGGACGAACAGAAAAGCAGGGACUGAACCGGGCGGGUUACAACGGUGCCGUGACCCGGACCAGAGUGGGGUUUUAGGGGGUGAGUGUAACGAAUGCCAGCCAGUGAGCCCGGCCCAAAUGUACGUUGGUAAACCUCACUUCCUGACAACCUUAAGAGCAGCGCAAGUUACAGAGUUGCUAGCUCAGGCUUUUAACUUGGUACCUAGCACGCUCCUCUUUCACGCCGGACGACCCAGGUUUAGUCCCGGGCGGAAUAUAAAAACAGGGUGCCGUGACCCGGACCAGAGUGAGGUUUUAGGGGGUGAGUUUAACGAAUGCCAGCCAGUGAGCCCGGCCAAAAUGUACGUUGGUAAACAUCACUCCCUUAAGAGCAGUGCAAGUUACCAGGUUGCUAGCCCAGGCUUUUAGCUCGGUAGCUAGCACGCUCGUCUCCGAUGCCGGACGAACCAAGGUUUAGUCCUGAGCGGAAGAUAAAAACAAGGACUGAACCGGGCGGGUUACAACGGUGCCGUGACCCGGACCAGAGUGAGGUUUUAGGGGGUGAGUUUAACGGAUGCCAGCCAGUGUUCCAGGCCCAAAUGUACGUUGGUAAACCUCACACUCUGACAUCCUUAAGAGCAGUGCAAGUUACCGGGUUUCUAGCCCAGGCUUUUAGCUUAAUAGCUAGCGCGCUCAUUUCUGAUGCCGGACGAAGAUAAAAACAAGGACUGAACCGGGUGGGUUACAAAGGUCCUGUGACCCGGACCAGAGUGAGGUUUUAGGGGGUGAGUUUAACGGAUGCCAGCCAGUGUUCCAGGCCCAAAUGUACGUUGGUAAACCUCACACUCUGACAUCCUUAAGAGCAGUGCAAGUUACCGGGUUUCUAGCUCAGGCUUUUAGCUUAAUAGCUAGCGCGCUCAUUUCUGAUGCUGGACGAACAGAAAAGCAGGGACUGAACCGGGUGGGUUACAACGGUGCCGUGACCCGGACCAGAGUGAGGUUUUAGGGGGUGAGUGUAACGAAUGCCAGCCAGUGAGCCCAGCCCAAAUGUACGUUGGUAAACCUCACUUCCUGACAACCUUAAGAGCAGUGCUUGUUACCGGGUUGACACCCCAGGCUUUUUGCUUAGUAGCUAGCACGCUCUUUCACGCCGGACGACCCAGGUUUAGUCCCGGGCAGAGCAGAAAAGUAGGGACAGAACCAGGCGGGUUGCAUCUGUAGCAAACGGAAUGUUCCGUAGCAAAACAGCAAUAAUGAAUACAUGUAUAUAUUAGGUGGUUAGUGAAUCCACUACAUUUCUACAGUUACUCCACAGGCCGGCGGUAUUUCCCCGCUGCGACCUUUGUAGAACGCCAAACGUGUUACUGACGUGCUUAUGCCGAAAUGAGGGAUUAUAGUUUAUGAACCUUGCAUGCAGUAGUGGGAGUUGUGCGGGUGUCAUGUCAGUUUUAGUGUGUCCGCACCUCGUGAUACUUGGCAAACACGGGAGGGAGCGGAGCAAAGGUCCCGUCCAGGCAAAGCAUCCGCCUCUUUAUUGGUUUUGUUGGAUGUACAACCGCUGGAUGGGGAAUAUCCACGCAAGCGUCCAUGUCAAUCAUUAAUCAUGCAAAUGUCAUGAAGACGUUUGUUUCUGCAACCAAACUUGACGUGUGAAACUACCUCACUCAGUCAAACAUGCUGGGGGUUUUUUUAUGUGCUACGAGCCCAUUGUUGUUGUUUAAUCUGUCCGUCAAGAUGGUUGAUGUCAAAGGUUAAUUAGCACAUGCCCCUCGCCCCCUGUCACGUUUGUGUUCUAGUAGAGGUGGAGGAAAUCAUCCAUUUUUGCAUGCAUCGCAAUUCAGACACGGAGGAUUAUAAAAUGGCUUAGUAAAAGUCAAUAAUCGAUUAAAUAAAUGUAAAUAAAGCAAUGUAGACUGUUCUAAAAUUUGGCUGACUGCACCUCACCAAGAGAUCCCAGCAGCUCCUUUAUUUUAGGGCACUCAUGUUACAGUUUUUGAACACAUUUUCAUUAAUUUAAUUAAUGCAAGAACUAAUUUAACUCUUAUUACAAAUGCACUGUUUGUUUAAAGUUGCAAGUGAUAAAUACUUACUUAGUGAAACCAAAAGAAAUGUAAAACUGCAUCAACACA